Messenger RNA from Penicillium nucicola, 1506 nucleotides. RefSeq names its product putative MFS transporter. Gene Ontology annotation, molecular function: transmembrane transporter activity. The transcript is spliced from 6 exons. Gene Ontology annotation, biological process: transmembrane transport. NCBI's taxonomy places the organism in Eukaryota, Fungi, Ascomycota, Eurotiomycetes, Eurotiales, Aspergillaceae. Gene Ontology annotation, cellular component: membrane. The record is from RefSeq and is a predicted model, not a curated record. Bases 1 to 1506 code for a protein of 501 amino acids.
AUGGGGUUCUUCGGCAAGGCUGAAAUGCCCGAAGAUGUCAUUCAGAUGGCUCCUGAUGAAGACAUUGAAAAAGUCACUGUACCGGCCCAUGUGGAACAACCCCCUACUACAACAGUCGAUGCCCCAGCUAUCGAUCCGGAACUUGAGCGUCGAGUGGUGAGGAAAUUGGACUUGCGACUCCCGACUCUCAUGGGAUUUUUCUAUCUUCUCGCAUUCCUUGAUCGAAGCAAUAUCGGCAAUGCCAAAAUCGCCGGGAUGGAGGAGGACCUCGGUCUAACGGGAAAGAGAUACGCAUGGCUCUUGACAAUCUUCUACAUCUCAUACACAGUCUUUGAAUUUCAAGCUCUGAUGUGGAAGAUCGUCAAGCCACACCAAUGGGCAGCAUUUGUCGUGUUCUCCUGGGGUUUGGUCGCAACAUGUCAGGCAGCGGUAAAGAACUGGCAAGGCAUGAUGGCGCUCCGAUUCCUCAUGGGCGCCUUUGAGGCCGGCUUUGGCCCCGGUGUCCCAUACCUCCUGUCAUUCUUCUAUCGGCGCCAUGAGCUAGGUCUGCGAUGCGGUAUGUUCUUGUCAGCGGCUCCGCUGGCGAAUACAUUCGCGGGUGCUUUGGCCUAUGGUAUCACAUCGGGCCAUGCCUCGCUGGCUAACUGGCGCUUGUUGUUCUUGGUGGAGGGUGCCCCGACCUGUGCGGCGGCGAUUUUGGCUUGGUUUUUUGUACCGGAUAGUACACUAGAUGCCAAGUUCCUUACGGAUGAAGAGAAGGUUGUGGCUCGUGCUCGUUCGCUGCAGCAGUCUGGUCAACCCGAUCGCGAAGGUAAAGUUCAAUGGAAGGAAUUAGCUGAAACGUUACUUGAUCUGAAAGCAUGGCUUACAGCGUUGAUGUACUUCAGCUGCAAUGUCAGCUUCUCCUCCCUGCCUGUAUUUUUGCCAACUAUCCUGAGGGAAAUGGGCUUCACGGCGAUCAAUGCUCAAGGCCUCACUGCGCCUCCAUUCUUUGCAUCUUUUCUGGUGACUAUUGCGACGACUUGGAUAGCGGAUCGUCUUCAACAACGUGGACUUAUGAUCGCUGUGUUAUCACUGGUCGGCGGCGUGGGGUAUAUUCUCUGCGCUACGUGCACAUCAGUGGGUGUCCGAUAUUUCGGUGUUUUCCUGGCCGCCUGUGGGAUCUUCCCUUCGAUUGCCAAUAUCUUGCCUUGGGUUCUGAACAACCAAGGCUCCGAUACUCGCCGCGGAGGAGGUAUCAUUUUGCUUAAUGUGAUCGGACAAUGCGGUCCCUUCUUGGGAACCAAUAUCUUCCCCGAUGAGGAAGCGCCGCGAUUUAUCAAGGGCAUGGCUAUCUGCGCGGCGUUCAUGUUCUUCACCACAUUGCUAGCUUUGUGUCUGCGUGUCCUUCUUGUAUGGGAGAACAAACGCCUUGACAAGAAGUACGGGCCCCGCAUAGAGGCAUCGGUGAAAACGCUGGACGUCGCGGAAGACAAUUACGGUGCUAAUUACCGUUACGUAUUGUGA